AUUGAUCUAUCUAUAAAUAAUGAAUUAAAAAAGUACAAUAUAAAUAUUUCUACUAUUUUUUGUGAUGUAACCAGGUACCAUCAUUCCAUUUAUAAUAAGGUUUUUUGAGACUCAGUUCCAUACAAUCCUAUCUUGAAAAAAAAUGACAGGCAGACAGACACGUGGAAAAGUUUUUAUAUUAACAUUCGAUCCUUAGCAGAAUUACCAGCCACAUCGUCAGUUGAUAUCAUGGCGUCAAAAGCAAAUGUCACCUUCAACGUCCUUUUAAUAUCAGUGGCGAUUAUUGUUGGAAACAUAAUAAGACUAAAAGUGAUCCCGAUCGACAGUGAGGUCAAACAGUUCCUCGGCUACCACGAGGACUCGUAUCUCAAUUUCACACAAAUAAGUGGCAAAUACGGUUUUGUGUCUGAAGAACAUACUGUGAUAACUGAGGAUGGAUACAUUCUUACCAUUUUCCGGAUAAGAAGAAAGGAGUGCACCCAGUUUAAACGACCUCCAGUGAUUCUCAUGCAUGGACUUCUCCAGAGCGCAGACGCUUGGCUAGAUGCUGGUCCAAACGCAGGGUUAGCUUAUUUAAUAGCAGAGCAGUGCUACGACCUGUGGGUUGGAAACCAGCGCGGGAACUACUAUUCCAGAAGACACGUCCAUAUGAACCCAGACAGCAAUCCCAAAUUUUGGCAAUUUUCUGUCGACGAAAUCGGACUCUAUGAUAUACCUGCUACCAUAGAUUAUGUUUUAAAAAAUACUGGAGAAUCAAAGGUGAACUAUGUUGGUUUCUCCCAGGGUGCUGGGACGUUCCUAAUUAUGUGUUCAGAAAGACCUGGAUAUUGUGACAAAGCAAACGUUUUGAUAGGAUUGGCUCCUGCGGCGAGACAAACUUAUACCAGGUCAGUGACAUAUAGAACAUUUGCGGAAGCGAUUAACAAAUUCGAAGGAGUAUUGUCUUUAACGGGGUUCUAUGAAAUUUUUUCUAAAGGUGCGAUUGGACAAGAGUUCCUUUCUUUUCUGUGCAAGUUUAGAGUGAUCUCGGAGGUUUUUUGUGAGUCGGUUCCGGCUUUAAUCGACGCGUAUCAUCCGGGUUCCGUGGAUGAUAAAACUUUACGGGUGCUGUUCGGUCAUUUUCCGGCCGGUACCUCCAUACACAACAUAGCGCGAUAUGGACAGAGUAUGCAAUCAGACAGGUUUCAAAAAUUUGAUUAUGGAGCAAGAAAUGUAGAGAUUUACGGCGUGGAGCAGCCACCGAUGUACAAUCUGACUGCAGCGACCGUGCCUUUUGUAGCAUUAUACGGAAGAAAUGAUCACUUAGUGGACACAAAGGACGUGGUGUGGUUGGUGAAGCAAUUGCCGAAUGUGUUGGAAGCGAGGGAAGUGGCCGACCCGUUGUGGAACCACCUCGACGUGACCUACAGUCAGCUCAACAAACGAUUGAUAUUUCCUAAACUGAACCAGUAUUUAUCGAAGUACAGUAAAGUCUAACUUGCUUCACAUUUAUUUUUAAAAAGUGAUCUCCAAAAUUAGUUAAUAAUAAAAUGAGUAUUAUUAAGGUGGUAUGAAUAAAAUAGAAUUUUCAUCGCUUACAUUAUUUUGGAUCAUAUGAAUUGUAGUGUUCAUUUAAUAACUAGGUAUGAAGUGACUUGUGAUAAAACUAUGUUAGUACUUAGUACCUCGUUAAGAACAAGCAAAAAACUCUAGUAAUUCUUUUAAUUUUUUUUUUUACAAUUGUCUUAUUAUUUAAAGUAUUAUUAUUGUUAAUAACCGGAUGUUCUUCAAAUACACGCAUCUUUGUCAUAUACAUAUAUCAUUAUCAGAAUAUGCCGUUUCAUGGUCGAAAUUUUUACAUAAAAGGAGACUUUUACAAAAUUUUAUUGUAUGUAUUCAUUUACCUUAAUGAUCGGUUUAAAAUGUUUAUUAUUAAAACUAAGGACAUAUCCGUAAA
Molecule: messenger RNA, 1936 nt
Organism: Maniola jurtina (meadow brown)
Lineage: Eukaryota; Metazoa; Arthropoda; Insecta; Lepidoptera; Nymphalidae
Product: lipase 1-like
Exons: 1
Coding region: 229-1476 (415 amino acids)
Biological process (GO): lipid metabolic process
Molecular function (GO): hydrolase activity, acting on ester bonds
Source: RefSeq, a predicted model, not a curated record